Molecule: messenger RNA, 1080 nt
Organism: Photinus pyralis (common eastern firefly)
Lineage: Eukaryota; Metazoa; Arthropoda; Insecta; Coleoptera; Lampyridae
Exons: 1
Coding region: 34-1074 (346 amino acids)
Source: RefSeq, a predicted model, not a curated record
GUUCGAAAAGAAGGGCGUGCUAACGCGGGGAGCAUGUCGCUCGUCAAGUCCUUAGUGAUGGAGGUUCGUCCCCGAUUGCAAUCGGUGAACGUUUACGUCAUACUCGCCAAAGCCGACUCGGUCACUGUACGUCUAAAUACCGAUCAUUUCGAGCUGAGAUCCGCCACCCUCAACCGAAAGGUGCGCUGUGCCGAUUUUCGCAUUGUACCCGAUAGUUUAAGCGGACUCGUUUGCGCCGGCGAUCAACUGACAUUUCGGUUCGGCACCGAAAACCGUCGUGGCGAUUUGGGGACGCUAAAGUGCGAAUUACUGCCGACGACUACUACCGAUCGAAUUCCGCCGAGAAAACCGUUCUUGCGGCAAGGCGAAACGUACGGCAUUUCGUGCGCGGAGUGUUCCGGGGCGUUGGCGCCUCCGAUCCGUUUCGACAGUGCGCUACCCGUGCCAGAAAACGGCGAUAAGUCCGAUUGGUUUUGCCACUCGCACGUGGCUCUCGCCGAUCUGCAACCGAAGCGCACGCAAGUCUUGUACGGCGAUUACUUCGCGUAUCUCGACUCGACCGUACUCCAACUCGUUACCGACGACUCGACGUUGUACUGCCCCCAGUGUUCGUCGUGGAUUGGAACUCGAGAGAAGGGCGCCUGCAAGGUUUGGUUCAACACUGCGAAUUUCGGCGCCGGAGUCGAGAACGGCGCGUUAAUCGACGUGAUUGCGAUGCUUAAGCUGUGCUGCCAUGCGCCUUUUAGUCCCGUCCGAGUGGUGCUACAGUGUCACGAUCCUAGGAAUCCGGCCGAUGUCAUUUUGCUUUGGAUUAUGGAGAGGAACUUGACUUUGGACAUUGAUGACGUUAAGUCUAUCGUGGCCAAAGUCUUGUUUCGAGUGGAAAACAAAACAUCGGACCUGGCAUCGGAGUGGUUCUCCAAUGUAAACGUGAUUGUGUAUGACGUAUCGAAACCGAUGUUAUCCAAAUUAAGUGAGCAUUUAUACGACAUGGGUCGUUACAUUCCUAAAGAUUUCAAUGUUUCAAAUGACUUCAAUGUUUCUUACAUUUUGUGUAAUAAAAUAGUUCAGUAAACGAGA